AUGCCAUCCUCCGUCGCCACCACCCCGGCCGUGACGCUCCCACCCGACUACCUCGAGCGCACGUACGCUGGGGUGCUUGGCAAGUUGAUUGGCGUCUACCUUGGCCGGCCAUUUGAGGGCUGGACGCACCAGAGGAUCAUGGCUGAGCUAGGCCCCAUCAAGUACUAUGUGCAUGAGCAGUUGAAUGUGCCGUGUGUCGUGACAGACGACGACGUGUCGGGCACAUUUGCGUUUGUGCGCGCGCUGGAAGAGCACGACGCGCACUCACUUGGCAGCCUGGAGAUUGGCAAGACGUGGCUCAACCAGGUCGUCGAGCACAAGAGCGUGUUCUGGUGGGGCGGCAGGGGCCUGUCGACCGAGCACACCGCGUUCCUCAACCUCAAGCAGGGCAUACCCGCGCCGGACAGCGGCAGCAUCAAGACAAACGGCCAGACGGUGGCGGAGCAGAUUGGCGCUCAAAUCUUCAUCGACGGCUGGGCCAUGGCCUGCCCCGGCCGCCCCGAGCUCGCAGCUAGCCUUGCCGAGGCCGCAGGCAGGGUCAGUCACGACGGCGAGUCGGUGCACGCCGCCGUGCUCUGGGCUGCCAUGGAGGCCGAGGCGUAUGUCUCCAGCGACGUCGACCACCUCAUCAACACCGGCCUGAAGUUUAUCCCUCGCGACUCGCUUAUUGCGAGUAUUGUCGCCGACGUUCGCGCGUGGGUCAAGGACGACCGCGACUGGGUCGCGACCCGCCAGCGCAUCGAAGACACGUACGGCUAUGACAAGUUCCCAGGCCACUGCCACGUCGUCCCUAACCACUGCAUCAUGGUCAUGUCCCUUCUCUACGCAGAAAAUGACUUUACACGCUCCAUGGAGAUUGUCAACACGUCCGGUUGGGACACAGACUGCAACUCGGGCAAUGUUGGGUGUCUCAUGGCCAUCAUGCUCGGCAUGGACGCCUUUGACCGCCCCGGUGCGCCAGACUGGAGGGGUCCCAUCGGUGACCGCGCCAUUAUCUCCAGCGCGGACAACGGCUACUCUAUCAACAGCGCCGCGCGUAUUGCGACCGACAUUGUCAACAUGGGCCGCUGCCUCGCUCGCAAGGCCCCCCUCCCGCCGGCCAAGGACGGCGCGCAGUUUCACUUCACCCUGCCCGGCUCAACCCAGGGCUUUCGUGUUCGCAGCUCCAAGGGAUCAGCAUACCAGGCUGUCGACACCAAGCGCGGACCAGCCCUCUGUCUGGAGCUCGACGGCCCCAUCGAGGUCACCACCCCCAUUAGCGCACCCAAGGAGUACCUCUCCAUGCCGACCACAUAUUUUCUCUCGUCCUCCCCGCUUGUGUACCCCGGCCAGCGCCUCCGUGUUGCUCUGCGCGCCGGAGCGGACCUCAGCCAGCCUGUCGAGGCGCGCAUCCGCCUCCAGGUGUUCUACGCGGACAACAACAUUGUCCCGGUCGACAGCGAAGACUUUGUCCUCUUGACUCCCGGCGACGACGAGCUGCACGUGCUCGAAUGGACCAUCCCUCAGAUUGCCCAUGGAUACCCCAUCGCCGAGGCCGGGGUCGUCACCACGGGCAGCAGCGGCACGGUGUGGCUUGACAGCUUUGGCUGGAGCGGCCAGCCGGACCUCACCAUCUCCCGCCCCAACAGCGCGCCUCACGCCGCCAGCACCUUCUGGGACCUGCAGUGGGUCCAGAACGUGAGUGGUUUCUUCGCCUUUCCGCCCACGACCCUCCUCAUUGCGCAGGACAUCGGUGAGGGCCUCGUCAGCUACGGUACGCGUGACUGGACCGACUACCGCGUCACGGUGAGCGACUUUGUCAUGAAGCUGGGCAGUCCCGCCGGCGUCACCAUUCGCGUACGGGGCCUGCGGCGGUGGUACGCCCUCUUGUUCUCCGAGUCCACCGAGGGCAAGUAUGUGUCUCUCGUCAAGGCGCUCGACGAGCAGCGUAUCGAGCUUGCCACGGCCGAGUUCCAGUGGACGCUCGAUUCCCCUUACGAGAUCAGCCUCGCUGCCAAUGGGCCGACCAUCACCGGAAGCGUCGGUGGUGUCACUCUCACAGCCACCGAUGAACAGUACGUCGGCGGAGCGAUGGGCUUCGUCGUCACUUCGGGCUCCCUGGCCACGGGAACUAUCCGUAUCCAGUCUUGCAAGUAG
This is a messenger RNA of Apiotrichum porosum, 2136 nucleotides long. RefSeq lists its product as uncharacterized. The coding region runs from base 1 to 2136 and encodes 711 amino acids. The record is from RefSeq and is a predicted model, not a curated record. The transcript has a single exon. Lineage: Eukaryota; Fungi; Basidiomycota; Tremellomycetes; Trichosporonales; Trichosporonaceae.